GCAACCGGGCACCGGAAGCAUUCCGCCAUUUUAGACCCACGCUCUUGUUUACGUUGUGAGCGAAAGUUUCAGUGUCGUUGAUUAAAAUGGCAGAUAAAUUAGAUAUGAGCUUAGAUGAUAUAAUAAAACAGAAUAAAACACAAAGAGGUAGAGGCAGAGGAGGUCGUGCAAAUCAACGCGGUGGUAGAAGAGGCCGUGGUCAACAAAGUAGGAGAGGAAGUGGUGGUGGUGUUUACCGUGGCGGUGUUCAAAGAAAUCGUGGCGGGAGCGCUGGCGGUUUCAACCAACAACAAAGGACCAGGGAUGUACCAGAUGUUUGGCAGCAUGAUAUGUAUGAUGGGGCUUCCUCCACACCGGCCAGACGGGGUGGAAGUACACCAAGUGGCGGCUCUGGAAAAUUACUAGUUUCAAAUCUUGACUUUGGGGUUAAUGAUUCUGAUAUUCAGGAGCUGUUCUCUGAAUUUGGGGCAUUAGUAAAAGCAGCAGUGCAUUUUGACAGAUCUGGUCGUUCAUUGGGAACAGCAGAAGUGAUAUAUCAGAGAAGAACAGAUGCAGUUAAAGCAUUAAAGCAGUAUAAUAAUGUUCCACUAGAUGGUCGGCCCAUGAACAUACAAUUGGUAGGUGCACCUGCAGUAGGAAGUGCUAACUCACGACUUGGUACAAGAGGAGGGGGUGUCAGGCAAACUGGAGGAUACCGUGGGGGAAGCAGAGGAGGUCGUGGUGGAAACAGAGGGCGUGGCGGUAGAGGUGGACGUGAAAAGAAAGAUCUGCCCACUGUUGAAGAUUUGGAUGCACAAUUAGAUGCAUAUAAUGCUAAGAUGGACACAAGUUAAACAAGGAAAGCUAACCAUCUGAUGUAUUAUAGCGUGACAAUGGGAUGAAAGGAAUUUUAAUACAGUGUAAAAUUUUGUAAUGCUGAGACACAAUAUCAUUAUUUGAUGUUCAUCUUAUCAUAUUUUUACUUUUUAUGUCAUGUCUGUUAAAUCAUGUUUUAGUUUAUUUUAACUCACUGUAAAAUUUUAGCCAUUGAAGAUAUUGUCUGUACUGUGAAAGACUUGUUAAUUUAAUUCUUUAUUUUAUAAGUUUCGACACUGUCUUCAUCAUACAUAUAAAUAUAAAAGAUAUCUGUGCAACUGCUGUUUUAUUUUUCUUUGAAGUAAUAUCAGUUAAAUGUUUUAUUCUCCAAAAAAAUACAAAAUAGUUGGUUAAAAGUAAAGGCAAAUUAAGUAAUAGGACUCCUCAUUAUUAUUAGCUUAUGUCAAAAAAAUAUUCAGACAUAUAGGUUAGGAUUGGUUAACAUGUUUUGCCCUCUCUUGAUAUGCCAUUUUUCCAAAAAUACAAAAUAUAAUAUAUAGUAUUUCCAAACUUAAAGUCACUCUGUCUUGUCUACUCAGUUAAUGUUUAGGCUGAAACUUAAAGGUGGAUGUUGACUCAGUUUUUAUAUUUUAUGCUGUGGGCUACUAUAAUUGGUAUUGUUGUAACUGGUGGCUCCCUUGUGUGCUGCUGUUUUUGCUUUAACAGAAAUGUGCAACUGAAAGUGAAACAGGAAAGUUUUACAAGCAGCCCAGCUGCAGUUACACUACCCAGAUGCUAGUGAUUGUCAUGUAAACAGCCAAUUAGCUACGUAUUGUAGAUCCAAUCACAUAUUGACAAGAUGACAGUUUCUUAGUUCCAGUCGCCACCUAUUUAUAUAGGAGUUGAAUAGUUUGUCCAUAGUUAAUAUGGAAUAUUAGGCCUACUUGCUCUUUUUGGGUUAACAGUUCAAAUAAAGUAAGCACCAUAGAAACCACCUUUCCUUUCUGGCAGAAAUUGACUCAUCACUUGCACUGAUAAUGUUUAUUGUCUUGUAUAUUGAAGCCCACACGCCUCUUAUCUUAAGCUGAAAUUAAGGUGUCUCUUGUUUUGCCAACCACAGAAUCAAAUACAGCGGUCAUCAGGUAGAGUUAACUUGUGGCUUGUUCAGCACUGACAGAACCAGGAUCUUUUCAUGCAUCAACCCAUAGCCCUUGCGGCUCCUCCCAUGAACAAUAUUUGUUCAAGAGCACACUACACAAGGGUGUGGUCAAAUAGUGUUUGCCUGCUAACCCAAAAUCUUGAGUUCUGAUCCUCUGCUCAGUUCCAUAGAACGUCCACCCAGCUCUGACUGAUACCUGACUCAUAAUAAAAAUAAAGGCUGCUGGGCCACAAUUUUUCUUUUAUAUGCCAAUGUCACUAAAAGUGAAGUAGUGACCUGCACACUAUAGAGAAAAUGCAAUUGUGUCAACUUACUCAAAUUAUUUAUACCAAAUUGAAAUUGUAUAGGGGACAGCCUCUACAUGACAGUAAAAUGAUCCAUCAUUGCUGUACAAAUGCAUAAUGUCACAAGUAUAUUGUCUUCUAUGCUAUGUAACAUUCCAUAACCUGAGCAAAAUGUGUUCAUUAGUCAAGGCACAAAAAGAUAGUACAGGUAAUAGGUUUUUUUUUUGCGAUGGUCUGAGCCAUUAAAAAACAAAACUAACUGCACAUACAGAAUUUAUUUACUCAUACACCUUUGUCUUUUUGAGAACAUUAUCAGCACAUUUUUAUUCUCAUAAAUUGCUAGUAAAUUAUUAUAACAACAUUGGUUGAUUCUCUCAUAAAGAUAAAUAUUUAGCAUCACUUGUAUGUUUACUAGGUAUAAAUUUACAAACUGAAUGAUCAAAUGUAUGCAAACAUACAUAUAUAAACAAAAAUUCAUUACGUGCACACACACAUAUAUAAACAUACAAGUAUGUAUAUACACAUACACACAUGUAGAUAUGCAAAUAUGCAUAUAUAUAUUUAUGUGCAUAUUUGUAUAUCAUACAUAUCUAUGUAUGAUAUAUAAAAUCGUGUUGACAAAUACUCUUGAUUUUUUUUCUGAAAAUCUAUAAGUAUGCCCUGAAAAAGCAAUGCUUGAUAAUAAUAAUGCUUUUUUUUUAAAUACUAAAACAAAUUUUUUAAAUAAGGUAAAAAAUUUUUUUAAAAAGUAACAGAUAAGCUCUCAAUAAUAAUUAGUUAAUAAUAUGACCAAAUGCAAUGUGUGUAUAGAAAAUAAUCUCAAAAAAAGUUUAUGUAAUAUUCACUCUAAUUGUGCUUUUUGUUUUUAUUAAAGAAUUUGAACCUUUUUAUAAUUAAAAAAUAAUUGAAAUAACUGAAUUUCAUUUCUAAAAAUUAUGCCUUUAUAUUAUAAUUUACACAAAUAUUUUUAUUUUGAAAAUACUAGUAAUUGUAUGGUAUGGAGUCUUUAGUAUUACAAAUCUAUAUUUAAGUUAGUGUUAGGAAAGAAUGGAACAAACAAAAAUCACUUGCCCUUAUUACAAAGAAAAUAGUAUUUAUAAAGGAUUAAAAGUUUUUGAGUAUUCAUUCAUAAUAAUUUGCAUCUAUUAUUCCAAAAUUAUGAAGGAUAAACUAUAACCUUAUUUUUAACAUUACACAUUUCUAGUGUUUCUGUUUUGACAUUUUAUUAAAGCUUUAGUUAUAAAAAAAAUCUGCAAUAAAUUACCUAGCUUUAUAGCUGCAAAACAAAUUAAUAAAAUGUGUAAAUUAUUUGUAUCACUUUUUUUACAUCAUAUAUGUAUUUAAGU
This is a messenger RNA of Physella acuta, 3584 nucleotides long. RefSeq names its product THO complex subunit 4. The record is from RefSeq and is a predicted model, not a curated record. Gene Ontology annotation, cellular component: nucleus. Gene Ontology annotation, molecular function: mRNA binding. Gene Ontology annotation, biological process: mRNA export from nucleus. Lineage: Eukaryota; Metazoa; Mollusca; Gastropoda; Physidae.